AGUAUGUCGAGAUAAAAAGUUUUCGUUAUAAAAAUUAUGGAAAAUUCUAGUUUAAAAGUUUAGCAUUAAACUUUUCAAUGCGUGUUUCAUAUUUUAUUUUACAGAGAAUCACUCUAGAGGUCGUUUAAAGUAAUAAGAACAUUAACUAUAAUUUUACAAAAAGAAAGUCUCUUUAAUAAAGACAAAUCAAUCAAUCAAUCAAUUUUACAAGAACGCAUUGAAACGCCCCUUGAAAUUUAACGGCGAUUUCCAAACAGCUCAAGCAAAUUCCCUUGGAAUUCAUUUUCGAAGUAAAAUCACAAUACUUUAGGAAGAAUAAACGCGAGCCGAAAAUAAAACUAUACUUGAACAGACGUGCAUCCCUCGGAUCAGGUGGUACUUCAAGAACACCAGAUAGCAGAUUAACGUUCAUUUUCUUCCCGCGCAAUCACCCUCCCGAAAUUCAAAACCAGUCAGCACGCCCCGCUAUGUUGUAACGUAUUUGGACCUAUUUUCAUCAAACCCGCCAUUAUCAGCAUCUCGCGGUCGCGUCGGCCAGAAGCACUUCAGCCCAGAGGAAGCAGUUAGGCCGCACGUCUCGCACUCCGGACGCGUGUAUCCAUCCGCAUUUCAAGAGCGCACCAUAUCUGCUGCUACAACGACGACGGCCACGUCAAACUGCCAACAUCAUCGGAUGGAAUGUCUUGAACUUUUUUUUUCUCGUUAUUAUGAACACGGGGCAGCGGUGGAGGCCACCCAUCAUCAUCGGCGGCAUUACUCAAUUUUCCGUUGUGCCAGAUCGGGGACCCAACAUCUAGAACGUUGAACGUGUUCAGUUUGCGUGAAAUUCGGAAUUAAUCAAGACGUUGUGCUCGCUGUCUCCCGCGUACCACCACCAGUAGUGGUCAGUGCCGCGAAUUUCGGGAUGCCUGAGAACAAUAGUUUGGUGCCUCCGCCAAGGCUUCACCAUCCAGUGCCACCGCCACCGCAAUCGGGGACUGUUCCACAGCCGCAGCAGCAGCAGCAGAUACCUUCGAGUGUUGCCUGCCCUUAUCAUGCAGCGAACGGAACUUUGGGUCCCCCGUUCGGGUCCACUAGUCCCGGCAGGCCACCGCUGUCGAUUAUCAAAUUCCUCGAGCUGUGCCUGGCCAUCGCUUGUACCGUUCUGCACUACUACAGUUUCGAUGAUGGCGAUCUUGUCACAGGCUUCCUGGCCACCGGAACCUUCUGCGGAUUCAUAGUCAUUCUUACUACGAUUAUGGUCGGCUACCUGAUGAAAGCACAUGUCCACCGGCGUCUGAAUCUGUUCUACAGCCUGUUGGGAUGUGCCCUGUUCCUCACGGCGGGUGUUUUCAUCAUAGAAGCCUGGGAGCACGCCUUCCGGACGCGAACCCGCGAUCUGGCCAUCACAAAGGGCUCGAUAGCCAUCAUCAACGGGGUCAUCUUCCUGAUGGACACGAUUUUCACCUUUCGCGAGCGAAAGUAGCAGGACUCGAGCGCGGUAUCGAUUUUGAGUACAAAUAAACGCAUUUAAUUUCACACUCGAUAACACGGCCUGAGUUGUGCUCAAUUGUCCGAAAAUGGUCGACACACAGAGAUCCGAGACCGGAUCAGAAAGGUUCCCGACGACCGCAAUUAAGCGACCCGUGGUUCAAUGACCAUUCGGAAUGCAAUUGGCGUAAAAGCGUGACCCCCGCGUGACUUUCGUGCCAACUGCAAUCACAUUUCCGCGUGGACUCAUUUUGGUGUACUUUUUCCUCGAAUCGAUUUCUGUGUGCCAAUUGAGUUCAAUCAGUUUUAUUACUCUCAUGCAGCUCUGUUUAAAUACCUGUAUACAUUGCGAUGAUGGGCUUGUCUCUAU
This is a messenger RNA of Aedes albopictus (Asian tiger mosquito), 1840 nucleotides long. RefSeq lists its product as uncharacterized. Gene Ontology annotation, cellular component: plasma membrane. Gene Ontology annotation, biological process: septate junction assembly. The coding region runs from base 905 to 1465 and encodes 186 amino acids. The transcript is spliced from 3 exons. NCBI's taxonomy places the organism in Eukaryota, Metazoa, Arthropoda, Insecta, Diptera, Culicidae. The record is from RefSeq and is a predicted model, not a curated record.